UGAGACGGAUCAUAUUAAGGCAAGCAAUAAGUGCCUUAGCAGGAAGAACGUGGGUUCCACAAACGCAAAAUCUGAUUCUAAAUACUUGCUUGCAAUCCACUGCCGGAUAGAAACAUUUGACGUGAAAGCAAAGUCUACAAAAUAAACCAAAAAAAAAAAAACGAUAAAAGCGUAGAAUACGCGGCAGUCUGUUGUGAUAACACCAGCGCAUUUCUUAAACCCCCUACUCCCUCUGCCCAGCUUGAGCUGAACAGUUCUACAUCAGUCAACGCUACCGGUCACCCACUACCUCUGCUCCAGCUACAACAAUUUCAAGGUCCUCAGGGAGUGGUGUUAUUGGAUGCAGUGCCAGUGAAUGAACAUUAUGGCCUCUUGCAAGGCCUCUUUCACUAUUCUUUUUCUCUAUUUAUUCCUCAUCGGCCUUUGGUUUACAUAUACAUGCUCUGCUGUUGAAUUUGAAGCCAACCCGACUGCACAAUUGCUUGUUGAUGCCUCCGUUUCUCGGCCUAUACCUGAGACACUCUUUGGAAUAUUCUUUGAGGAGAUAAACCAUGCUGGCGCUGGUGGGAUAUGGGGAGAGCUUGUGAACAACCGAGGUUUUGAAGCCGGGGGCCCUAAUAUUCCAUCAAAUAUUGAUCCUUGGUCUAUAAUUGGUGAUGAGUCAACUAUAAUUGUAUCUACUGACCGCUCUUCUUGCUUUGAGCGUAAUAAGGUCGCUCUACGAAUGGAUGUGCUUUGUGACAGCAAAGGAAGCAAUAAUUGCCCAGAUGGUGGGGUUGGUAUAUACAAUCCCGGAUUCUGGGGCAUGAAUAUAGAAGAAGGGAAGACCUAUAAAGUGGUUCUUUACGUUCGCUCCUUGGGAUCAAUCAAUAUAUCUGUCUCAUUGACAGAUUCAAGUGGAUUGCAGAUCUUGGCUACUGCCAACAUUAUAGCUUCUGCUUCUGAUGUUCUGAACUGGACAAAGGCAGAGGUUUUAUUGGAAGCCAAAGGAACAAAUCAUAAUUCAAGACUUCAAUUGAAAACAUCCCAAAAAGGUGUGACAUGGUUUGAUCAAGUGUCAGCUAUGCCCAUUGACACUUACAAGGGGCAUGGUUUUCGAAAAGACCUUGUUCAAAUGCUAGUAGAUAUUAAACCUCGAUUUUUCAGAUUUCCAGGUGGCUGUUUCGUUGAAGGAGAAUGGUUAAGAAAUGCAUUUCGCUGGAAGGAAACAAUUGGACCAUGGGAGGAGAGACCUGGGCACUUUGGUGAUGUUUGGAUGUAUUGGACUGAUGAUGGCCUUGGUUAUUUUGAGUUUCUUCAACUAUCAGAAGAUCUUGGAGCAUCGCCGAUAUGGGUGUUUAACAAUGGAAUCAGCCAUAAUGAUCAAGUUGAUACGACCAGCAUUUUACCUUUUGUGCAAGAGGCCCUUGAUGGUAUUGAGUUUGCUAGAGGCGAUUCUAAUUCUAAGUGGGGUUCUGUUCGAGCAGCAAUGGGACAUCCAGAGCCUUUUGACUUGAGAUAUGUUGCAGUUGGAAAUGAGGACUGUGGAAAGAAAAAUUACCGAGGAAAUUACCUCAAAUUCUACGAUGCUAUAAAACGUGUCUAUCCUGACAUCAAAAUAAUCUCAAACUGUGAUGGAUCUUCUCAUUCUUUGGAUCACCCAGCUGAUUACUAUGAUUUUCAUGUUUAUACAUCUGCCAACAACUUGUUCUCUAUGGCGCAUCAAUUUGAUCGAACAUCACGCAAGGGUCCCAAGGCUUUUGUGAGUGAGUAUGCUGUGACUGGAAAAGACGCUGGCACAGGAAGUCUUUUAGCUGGACUUGCUGAAGCUGCAUUUCUUAUUGGGCUGGAAAAGAACAGUGAUAUUGUUGAAAUGGCAAGCUAUGCACCACUUUUUGUGCAUUCCAAUAACAGGAGGUGGAACCCAGAUGCAAUUGUAUUCAACUCCUCGCAGCUAUAUGGAACUCCUAGCUAUUGGGUACAGCGCUUCUUUAUGGAUUCAAGUGGAGCAACUCUUAUCAACACUACCCUUCAAACAAAUUCCUCCACUUCACUUAUUGCAUCUGCAAUUAUUUGGCAGAACUCAGUGGAUAGUAAAAAUUAUCUGAAAAUUAAGGUUGUGAACUUUGGGAGCAGUACAGUGAAUCUUAAAAUUUCUAUUGAUGGAUUGGGGCUUAAUUCUAUUCAGCUGUCUGGAUCUACCAAGAUGCUACUCACUUCCGCUAAUGUAAUGGAUGAGAAUUCCUUCAAUGAUCCGAAGAAGGUACUGCCUACCCUGAGUAUGCUAGACCAUGCUGGCAAGGACAUGGAUGUUGUACUUCCACCAUAUUCUUUAACUUCAUAUGAUUUGUUAACAGAGUCGAGCAAUAUCAAGAUCACAGGAACUGAUUCUUUGUCCAGAUCUUCUAUUUAAAGGAAAAAUACAUUUGGUUCGAUAUUAUAUGGAAAAAACAAAAUGUUCAAAUAAUUAUCUAGGGCGAGUAUAUUUGCCUCCGACUUUGGCAAAGCUGGCUAAAUUUAAAUAAUGUAAAUAUAUGUAUGUGAAACUUUCUUCAAAUCUCAAGCCUUUACCACCUGCCA
Molecule: messenger RNA, 2559 nt
Organism: Ricinus communis (castor bean)
Lineage: Eukaryota; Viridiplantae; Streptophyta; Magnoliopsida; Malpighiales; Euphorbiaceae
Product: alpha-L-arabinofuranosidase 1
Exons: 18
Coding region: 356-2392 (678 amino acids)
Biological process (GO): L-arabinose metabolic process
Molecular function (GO): alpha-L-arabinofuranosidase activity
Source: RefSeq, a predicted model, not a curated record